Talaromyces marneffei is the source of this 2943-nucleotide messenger RNA. RefSeq lists its product as uncharacterized. The transcript is spliced from 3 exons. Bases 1 to 2943 code for a protein of 980 amino acids. The record is from RefSeq and is a predicted model, not a curated record. NCBI's taxonomy places the organism in Eukaryota, Fungi, Ascomycota, Eurotiomycetes, Eurotiales, Trichocomaceae.
AUGCCUUCCAGGCCAAAAAUCAACACGAGGGUUGUAAAAACCCUCAUCCGUUGCUGGGUUCCGGCAUGGGUAGGUGUGGUGUUGAUGUUGAUUCAUCCAUCAUUACAACGGAUUGGUCAAGCAUCAUUCUUCAUGAUAAUGAUUCAAAUGAUGUGCCCUCCGGCCGGCAUAGAAACAAUCUUUAUCUUCACGGCAUUCUCUCUCUGGUUGGGUAUGCUCCUUGCCUGGGGCUGGGGAUCUAUCGUCAUGAAAGCAGCCUACUCAGCGCGGCCAGCUGCAGACUACCAGGCGCAAUUACAGCACCUGCAACAGGUUGCGUCGCAACGCGCCAAUCAAUCAGGUCUACCAAUCGCUACCGAGGCACAAGCUUUAGUUUAUGAAGGGUAUAUGCUGGAUGCUCGUGUCUCUGCUGUCUUCUUGGUUCUCGGUAUUUCCUUCAUCUACUGUAUCUCGCUUCUACGCAUGAAGAACCCCAAAUUCAUCUUCACUCAACUUUUCGGGAUCAUCAUCACCGAUAUCUAUCUCACAAUCGGUCCACUGUUGCCAGCAUUCAAUGGUACUCUGCCGACUCUGAUCAUCGAACCUGCCUCGAUAGGAUUGGGACUUGCUUUUGUAGCCUCGCUUUUACUCUUCCCUCAGUCCACGUCUCAUGUCACCCUGGACGCAAUGGAGAAGAUUGUGGAUAUGCUCAAGAUCCCCUUGAAGACAACCAUGGAGGGACCAGUGGAGGAAGAGAAAGAAGCUCAGGUGCUCGCCGGCUUUAAUGCCACGAAACAAGGCCUGCUCGGUCAAUGGAACGAACUACAACCAAUGGUUGGAUUUCUAAAACUUGAUCUCAGCAUUGGUCGGUGGAACGACAAAGAUAUCACAAGUGUGGUGCAAGAUCUGCGAAAAGCUUUUAUUGGUACCACGAAUCUUUUGAACUUUCAGAUAUCUCGACUUGGUGGCACCCUUCAGUCCCAGAAGGCUCUGGCGCUGGAGCCACCCACUACUUCUUCCUCGGAGGACAACGUUGAAGAGGCCGAAUCAACAGUGACGUCGCUAAGAGAGAAAAUAAAAGGCCAUAAAGAUAUUGGCUUUCAUCAAUUGAAUGAAUUUUCCGUCUUUCUCAAAGCCAUCAAUGACUCCGAUAAUGCUGCAAUCCGGAAUGAAACCCUGACUAUGCUGUAUGAAAAUAGCACGGAGGUCAUUGAAGCUUCUAUUGAAGCGUUAGACUCAGUCAAGGAAUGUUUUCAUACUGUCAAUACUGCAAGGAUGUUCAGUCGUCCAUCCCAGGAGACUCAAGAGCAACAUGUCAAACGAAGUGAGACUGCUUUGGAGAAUUUACGCGCUGCACGAGCCUCCUUUGUCGAAAAGACCACCGAGCAGUUACUGGAGGCUAACGCCGAAUUAUUUGAUGACAAUGGCAAAGUUAAAGCUAUGAACACUCACCUGCGUCACCGGUUCCGUGCUGUCAUGUUCGGCAUGAUCUUCGAAGAACAUAUCCUCGGUGUCGUUGAUGGCAUCCUUCCUCUACUCGAAAACUCUGCUUCGCACUACAAGAACAAGACUCGCACCCGGAUAUGGUUCCCUGCUGGAAUCCGAUCUAUCGGAAAAUGGAUAUUCAGACGAUCUGAAAAGGCACCCGUUAGCGCAGAAACUCUGUUUGGGGAUCCAGACGAAAUUGUCGAUCAGUCCCAAGUGCUUCAAGAUAAACUGGGCAUUGCCAGAGGUAUGAAGAAGAGACCAGGCUCGAAAUUGGGGAGGACGAUUAGCUGCUUUUACCGGUUUCUUGUUUCCCCAGAUUCCCUCUACGCAAUUCGCAUGGUGGUAGUAUCAAUCGCCGUGGUUAUACCCGCCGUCAUCCCUCAUACAGCUGGAUUCUUCUACAAACAGAGAGGUAUCUGGGCUUUGAUUAUGGCCCAGACGACAAUGCUUGCCUACAUGGCUGAUUUCACUUAUUCGGUGAUAGGGAGGGCUAUUGGUACGGUCGUUGGUGGUGUUCUAGGUCUCGUGGCUUGGUAUAUCGGGUCUGGAAAGGGUGACGGAAACCCAUUUGGUCUCGCUGCUAUAAUUGGAGUGAUGCUCGUCCCGAUUUUAUAUGCACGUGUAUUCUUGCCGCGUCAGUUCGUGAUACCAGUCAUAAUGGGUGCUGCGACAUUCUUGUUGGUGAUUGGCUAUGGAUAUGAUUAUAAACACGUCGUAUCCUACGGUUUACCAGGCUAUGGAUACGAAAUCUUCUGGCGGCGUUUACUCCUUGUCCUCAUCGGUCUCGCAGCCUCGAUUAUCGUGCAGAUCCUCCCACGUCCAGUCUCAGCAACUCGACACGUUAGCAGGGCACUGUCGAAUUCAAUACGAACGCUAUGCGACCAUUACGCUCUCCUUCUUUCGUCACUGGGGGAGUCCCACAACCCCGGCCUACAAGCCGUCGUUGGACAACUAUCCAUUCAAUUGUCCAGUUCCCUCGGUGCACUAGACAUGUUGAUCGCACUAAUCAGACUCGAAAUCUCAACUACAAACUUUGACAGCGCUGCCCUUCGCAAAAUCAAGACUCUCUGUCUAGAACUCAACUACUCCCUCGGGCGUUUGCUAUACAUCACCUCCUCCCUAUCCAUUGAAUACCAAGAAUUGUUAUCUCGCGAAGUAGGCCUUCGCAGCCAUCACGCCAUCGGCGAUGUAAUGGCCGUGCUCGGCGUAAUCGAGCAAUCCCUCAAAACCGGCGAUGCGCUUCCAGAAGUCCUACCCACGCCGCUGGUGAAAAGAUGUUUUGAUCAUUGGGUCAAAGCUGAUAUUAAUUUGGUAAUGAGUAUGGCAAAGGUGAAAGAGGAAGAGUAUCGCAAGUUUUGUACGGCGUUGAGUUCGUAUUUGAGGUUUUUGGGAGCGGUGGAUGAUCUUGUUUUGGUUAUGAAGGAGACGUUGGGAGAGGCGCAUGUUGUGUCGAGGGAGUUGUUGCAUCAGAUUUAA